UUACCAAGCAUGUGUUCUGUGCAGCAGUGCAUGUAAACCUUCAGAAGAUGUUAAUUUCAGUAAAAAUCAGAUGGACCACAUCUGUAAAUCUGUUUGUCUAGCUGGCUAACUAACUGCUACAUUUAACUAAUCAGCUACAUGCAAUAUAAAAUCCACAUUUUAUCUGAAAUUAAUAUUUGCCAGGAAUGUAAAGGGUUUUCAUAUUGUCUGCUUAAAAAAGGCCUGGGUAUCCUUGAAUAAGUACUACAACGAAGGGAGGGUGGACAUCUCGUAGAACAGCCGGCUUCUGCUUAGGAUGGACGGAGACAGUUCGACCACUGAUGCUUCCCAGCUGGGCAUCACAGGAGAGUACAUGGCGGGAAGCCACUACGUGCUGCAGUCUCAGGAAGACGAUGGUGAGGAAGCGAUGAACGACCAUGAAGACGGCAACGGCAGCAAGGACAACUUCCGCGAACAGGACAUCUACCUCCCCAUCGCGAACGUGGCCCGCAUCAUGAAGAAUGCUGUUCCUCAGACAGGAAAGAUUGCGAAGGAUGCCAAGGAGUGCGUCCAGGAGUGCGUGAGCGAGUUCAUCAGCUUCAUCACCUCGGAGGCCAGCGAGAGGUGCCACCAGGAGAAGCGCAAGACCAUCAACGGCGAGGACAUCCUGUUCGCAAUGUCCACGCUGGGCUUCGACAUGUACGUGGAGCCCCUCAAGCUCUACCUGCAGAAGUUCAGAGAGGCAAUGAAAGGAGAGAAGGGCAUCACGGCUGUGUCUGUGGCCGAAGGCCUUGGGGAGGAGCUCACAGAAGACAGCGUUUUCACAAACCAGCUGCCAGCAGGACUCAUAACCGCAGACGGACAGCAGCAGAACGUGAUGGUGUACACCACCUCUUACCAACAGAUCCCUGGGGUACAGCAGAUCCAGUUCUCCUGAUCAGUCACAAGUCCCGCUCUUAACAGGGCCGUCGGGCUGAAGAGGCGGGUAGACGUGUACGGAACAAAGAGGUCAGAGGUCAACAUCAGCAGGAAAGGGAGUGAGGCAGGGAGCCAGUGGCACUCUUUCAUGUAAAUUUAAGCCCAUUUGCAAAGUUUUGUAGCGAGUUACCCUGAGGUGGGGAGUGUUCCCUGUCAGUAAAUUAGUAGGCUUUUUUUUUUUUUUUUAAAUCGAGUACUUAGUUUGUGAAUCUUUGUUUUGUACAUUACUUGUUUGGAGUUUUAUCCCGGCUUGGGAUUAGUGUGUAAUGCAGGGCCUGUACCUUUGGGGGGUGCUUGGCAGCCCCCUUUAUGUUAAAAAAAAAAAAAUUCCCUCUUUGCCUGAGCAACAGGGUACCUCUGUUUCAUAAUGAAUCAUGUUACUCUUUUUGUAAUUUGAGUAAGAAUACCAUGUGAUUUCAUGUUAAUCCUUUUAAUAAAAAUGCAAAUGUGACACU
Messenger RNA from Megalops cyprinoides (Indo-Pacific tarpon), 1412 nucleotides. It is a transcript of the gene nfyba, whose product is annotated as nuclear transcription factor Y, beta a. Gene Ontology annotation, biological process: regulation of transcription by RNA polymerase II. Gene Ontology annotation, molecular function: protein heterodimerization activity; DNA-binding transcription activator activity, RNA polymerase II-specific; RNA polymerase II cis-regulatory region sequence-specific DNA binding. NCBI's taxonomy places the organism in Eukaryota, Metazoa, Chordata, Actinopteri, Elopiformes, Megalopidae. The transcript is spliced from 7 exons. The coding region runs from base 296 to 916 and encodes 206 amino acids. The record is from RefSeq and is a predicted model, not a curated record. Gene Ontology annotation, cellular component: CCAAT-binding factor complex; nucleus.